This is a messenger RNA of Leptomonas pyrrhocoris, 1697 nucleotides long. RefSeq lists its product as hypothetical. NCBI's taxonomy places the organism in Eukaryota, Euglenozoa, Kinetoplastea, Trypanosomatida, Trypanosomatidae. The coding region runs from base 378 to 1697 and encodes 439 amino acids. The record is from RefSeq and is a predicted model, not a curated record. The transcript has a single exon.
AGCUUUAAAGAAGAAAGAGAAGAACCCUCAAGCCACUGCAAGCACCUCAACCCCGCUCACGCACACGCACCUCAACAUUUUGUGUUUGGUGUCCCAUACCCAAUUUUAUCUUUGCUUUCCCCCCUCCCCCUCCCGUUAUAUCGUUUCCUUCGUGAAGGCGUGCUUCUUUGCUGCUCGGUGCGUUUCCUUCUCGAAUUCACAGAACCAGGGAAGGCACAUACGCGGCGAAAGGAAGCGGCAGGUUGACGGCUCCCUCCCCUCUUUUGGUCACGGCGAGAAGAGAACAAAGCGAAGAGAAGGCACCGAGGCCUAUUUAUUUUAUUUUUUUGCUAUUUAUACACGUUCUUGCGCAUCGAGCCACCCGAGGUCACGGCAAGAUGUCUGACAAGAAGGAUUACCCGACCGAGGAUGAGAAGGCAUAUCCCACGGAGGACAAGAAGGAAUCUCCGGCCGAGGAAAAGAAUGAAUAUCCCACCGAGGAGCAGCAGCCGCAGCGCGAGAACCACGAACCGCACGACGAAGACGGGGAAGAAGAGGCGAGUGUGUGCUCCUCCGCGGCGCAAGAUCGCAAGGAUUUGGAGGAGUGCCCGGGCGUGGACCUGCGUGCUGUACCGGAGGAACACUCCGGCAAGGUGGUGCUGAUCUUCUACGUCAUCUUCGCCUUCAUCAGCUUCGUCUUUAUGCUGACGGCGUCGUGCCCCAUCCCGUGGCUGAACGACGGCAAGGGCCGCAAGUGGACGGUCUGGAAGGACGUGAGCGGCACCAAGUGGAAGGACUACCCGUGCGACCACAAGCGGGCGAUGUUCCAAGGCAUGGAGGCCUUCGCCAUCUCCGGCUGCGUCCUGUCGCUUAUCUGCUUCAUCGUCGGUCUCCUGCAGCUCCUCGGCAUGGGCCACAUGGGCGUCACCCUUCUCUUCUCCUUUAUCGAUGUGAUGGUGCUGCUGACGGACUGGUCGCUGCUGGUCAACCAAUACCACAAGUACAGCUGCCCUGGUGAGGAGGCCUACGUGGCGCGCAUUAACCGCCUCAACGCCGGCUUUGCGCUCGUCUUCUGCUCCUUUGGCCUGAUGUUCAUCGGCACGGUAGCGCUGAUGUACUGGAUGAACGAAACCUUCAGCAUGUCCGAGAUCCACCACGACAAGUACCGCAGCGGGGCGCUCCUUAGCACCCUCGUCACGGGUGCCGUACUGACCAUCGCCACCGUCGGCACCGCGCAGACGAUGUUCGAGCAGUACUAUGCGAACUACACGCUGAAGGUUACCUUCUGGCACGUCGAGUUCUAUCAGCGCACGACGGGCUUGUCGGAGUACUGGGGCCUCGAUGCGUAUCACUGCUCGAAGUUCAAGAACCAAAUGCACGCGGGUGCGGCCUUCAGCAUCAUCAGCGACGCCUUCCUCUUCAUCACACUUCUCUGCUCCGUCGCUGCCGUCUUCAACCGCUGCUGCAAGUGGCUCGCCAUCGGCUUCGGUAUCGCCUCCUGGGUCUUCCUGCUCAUCUGCUGGGCCAUCGUUGUCGGCGCACGCUACAAGACCUUCUGCUCGAGCGGCGUCGCCCCACCGCUUGUCGGCGUUCCGCUGAACACGGUCGAGCAGCGCGUGUCCUUCGAGGGCUUCGUCAUCACCGAGGGUCUGGGCAUGAUCAUCAGCGCGUGGUGCGCGAUGACGCUGAACAUCAUCUACCUCGGCGUGCGAGGGUAA